AUGCCUAAUUAUGUAAAAUUCAUGAAAGAUAUUCUGUUAAAGAAGAAUAAGUUUAAGAAGUAUGAAAUGAUUGGUCUAACAGAAGAGUGCAGUGCUGUGCUGCAGAAAAAGUUACCACAAAAGCUCAAGGAUCUAGGGAGUUUUACUAUUUGUUGCACUAUUGGUUCAUUGACUGUUGCUAGAGCUUUGUGUGACUUAAAUUUCGUGGUGCUAGACAUGGAGGACUUUAGAAUUCCUAUCAUUAUGGGAAGUCCAUUCGUAGCAACUGGAAAAGCUUUGAUCGAUGUCCAAAAAGGUGAAUUAACUCUGAGGGUGAAUGAUGAAAAUGUAGCAUUUAAUAUCUUCAAGUCAUUGAAACAUCAUGGUGAGGUCAAUUCUUGCAAUAUGAUGGAUGUGAUUGAUAGGACUGUUGAGGAGCAUUGUAGAUUUUGGUUGUGA
Messenger RNA from Benincasa hispida (wax gourd), 438 nucleotides. The record is from RefSeq and is a predicted model, not a curated record. Lineage: Eukaryota; Viridiplantae; Streptophyta; Magnoliopsida; Cucurbitales; Cucurbitaceae.